GCAAGGAUAGACACAUACCAGCAGCAUUUGUCUGUGUAGAAGCGAUCAGAUGCUUCCACAAUCACCGAUUCCCCCAUCAGCUACAUUACUCUUGUCAUAUUGAUAUCAACCUCUACCAUCUGUGAUGAUGUUCCCUGCGGAGGAUCCAGCAAGGGUUUGACGGCAUCACCACUGGCCAUUUUGCCAUCAGGCGGGCCAGCUGACUCGAUGAAGAUGCCAGAAGAUUCUUCGAGAGCUUGCGGCUGUGGAUCCCUGUUGGCUCAUGCCGCUUUGGCGCUUUCGAUUGCUGGAGCAGUGCUAUUCUGUUCUCAGGCAUUUGCGCAGCUGAAUGCAAUUCAGCAGCUAACAGGGAUCCUGCAUGGGGCGAAAGGCUCCUGGACAGUCGCCUACAAGGCUGCUGUGAUUGCCACAACAGCAGUCGCGCCAGUGUUAGCCUUGCUGAGUUCCUGCCUCGUGCGCAUCUUGGUGACCUGCAAGAUGGAUAUGAUUCUGGCGAAAGAAGGAUGCCAAAACGUGUCUGUGCGGAGGGCUCAAUUGAUGCUUGCCAGGGUCCUCUGCGUGCUGCUGAUCCUCACUUCAGCAUGGCUGGUUCUCCUGGGGGCCCUGCAGACGACAGGGAUCAUCUUCACCCUGAACAUGAAAGCCAUGGCUGCGGCGUCUGGGGACACAGACACAGCAGCGUCGCAGCACUGCUUUGACUUUGCGCUCUUCCAGCAUCGUUCGCACAUCUGUGACCCAGGCAGCAUCCAGAGGAUAGCCGACAUAUUGGGCUCUGCCCUCAUUUUUGCUUGCUUGGCAGCCGGGGGGUUGCUGCUGAUGGGAUUGGGCUGCCAAACUUUCAUGUGCCAGUCCUGUGAGGUAGCAGCUGUCACAUCUCUGCUGAUCAGGAGAGCCUUGCACCUGAACGAGGAACAGGCUGAUGCGCUGAAUCAGAUGGAGAUGCAAGUGCCUGGCAGCAUCAGAAACGUAUGCUCAGUCCAGAAUGCAAAUCCGUUCCCUGCAGCGUCUGCACCUUCAUGGCCUCCCCAGCAUUGAUUAGGCCCCUGUCAGCUCAAGUCCCAUGAUAAUUUUGUUAGGAGACGACAAUGAUAAUUUUGAUAUGAGACACCAAUGUUAAUUUUGAUACGAGACACCAGCAUGAUUGAGAACUCUUCAGAACUCAGCUGAUUCUAGGUGAAAGCAGUGUGUCAGCUUCAUUCAUGAGCAUGCCAUGCGAUCAUAUGGCAGCAUAGUUUAGAAUACGUCUUCAAUUAACUGUAGUAACCGCAUAUCACCUGAUUUCCGGCUUGGACUUGCCUUGUACCUGUGCAACGCCUGCUGUAUGAUACUGUAUAAUGUAUUUUUCAAUUUGUUGGCCCAGAGCAAAUAGCCAAUUUUGCGCAAUGCGAUGCUGCACCUUUGAUGAGAGCUAUCAUAUGUAGGCCCUCAUCUUAUGCUGAAUGUGAUUUCAACAGCUGAAUGAAGUCUUGCUGUUGUAAAGAAUGGUGUAAGAAUUUACCAACUGCUC
This is a messenger RNA of Coccomyxa subellipsoidea C-169, 1507 nucleotides long. RefSeq lists its product as hypothetical. NCBI's taxonomy places the organism in Eukaryota, Viridiplantae, Chlorophyta, Trebouxiophyceae, Coccomyxaceae. The coding region runs from base 208 to 1035 and encodes 275 amino acids. The record is from RefSeq and is a predicted model, not a curated record. The transcript has 7 exons.